Molecule: messenger RNA, 2751 nt
Organism: Elgaria multicarinata webbii
Lineage: Eukaryota; Metazoa; Chordata; Lepidosauria; Squamata; Anguidae
Gene: DBP
Product: D-box binding PAR bZIP transcription factor
Exons: 4
Coding region: 362-1297 (311 amino acids)
Biological process (GO): regulation of transcription by RNA polymerase II
Cellular component (GO): nucleus
Molecular function (GO): RNA polymerase II cis-regulatory region sequence-specific DNA binding; DNA-binding transcription factor activity, RNA polymerase II-specific
Source: RefSeq, a predicted model, not a curated record
CCCGGCAAGGAAAUAUUUCUUACCCAUCUUUUGGGAAGAUCCUUCUCAGAGCCGGUUGGCUGCUAAAUUUGGAGCGGGGCAUCGCCUGCCCCCUGGAGGUUUAUUUCGAGGCUGGUGGUAGAAGGAGGGAGAAGAGAGAGAGAGAGAUCGACCCCUUUCAAAAACAAGCAAACCUUAAACCUCUUAUUCUCUUGAGCAUCUCCCUCGGUCUCCUCUACACGGGGAUCCGCCGCCGUUGUUUCCCUCCGCCCUGUUCGUUUUUAAUUCGGUUCGCUACCUGCUUGCAACACUCCGUCGAAGGAAAAACAACCAACAUAUCUCCCCGGUGGGCCACCUCUUGGAUUUUGCUGCUGCCUUCGCCAUGGCCCGUCCUGCAGCUCAAAGCAGCCCGGCACCCAGCCCCAUGCUCUCGUCUCCUCCUCUGGGACUAGCCAGCCCGAGUUCUGCCAUGGUCAGUCUCAAGAGUCUCCUGCAGGGACCGGUCAAGAGUCCCGAACGCCGGGGAGCCAAGGAUCUGGGCACAUGUGUUAUCAAAGACAAGGAACGCAAGAUGGAGGAUGACCUGAGCAUUUCGCGACCAGGGCACUGUGCUUAUCUGGGCUCCCUCCUGUGGGAGCGCACUCUACCCUACAAUGAGAUUGAAUACGUUGACUUGGAUGAAUUUUUGCUCGAAAACGGCUUGCCGCCUAGUCCGGCCCAUCAACCCUUUUCGCCAGGCAGCCAGCCCACGGCUUCGCCUUCCAGCGGGGUUGUUGUGGACCUUAGUCGGCCAGCUUCAUGUGCGUCUUCAUCUUCUGUCUGCUCUUCGUCUGGCGAAGGCCUAGUGGGUAGCGAUUAUGACCACCACUGCAGCAAGACAGGUCCCAUCACACCUGUGUCCCGCAGCACGCCCAGUCCGGUGGACCCCGAGGCAGUGGAAGUCCUCAUGAACUUUGACCCUGACCCUGCUGACUUGGCGCUGUCUAGCAUUCCAGGGCAUGAGACUUUUGACCCCCGCAAGCAUCGGUUCUCUGAGGAGGAGCUCAAACCCCAGCCCAUCAUGAAAAAGGCACGGAAGAUACAGGUUCCAGAUGAUCAGAAGGAUGAGAAAUACUGGAACAGGCGGUACAAGAACAACGAGGCCGCCAAACGUUCGCGGGACGCCCGCCGCCUGAAAGAGAACCAGAUCACCGUCCGGGCAGCCUUCCUGGAGAAGGAGAACGCCGUCCUGCGCCAGGAAGUGGCCAACAUCCGCCAGGAACUGACCCGCUACCGCAGCAUCCUCUCCAAGUAUGAAUCGCAGCACGGCGCCUUGUAAAACCCGCGGCGGGGAUGCCGCUGCGCUCUUCUCCACCGUCCCGCCACCGAGGUGGUGGGGCCACCCUGGUUUUUCAACCCUGACCCCCGUCUUCCCGAACCGGGCAAACAAAUAUUCAAACAGAUGUUUGGAACGAGGGGAAAGGUCCGAGGCGGGCGAUUCCCACAUGCGGAGACUACCAUGGUCCAGGUGCACGGCUGAAGGGAUAAGACUUCCUGGGUUGGCUCGUGCUGACCCUCCACCAAGAAAGGGGCAGUGAACUUCAAGAUGUUGAACUGGGCAUCGUAGGCACAUGGAACACACCGCGAACACACAAGGGCUCUGUAGCACGCUGGAAGAUGUAUUGCACACACAUGCAGACACACACACACACACACACACACACACACACACACACAAGUUUGGCUUGUUGGCAGACUUUUCUAUCCAAAGGGCAGAAUUCAAUCACAGACUUCACACGUGGCAUUUUGGGUCCUUGACACGGCCGGCCCAGGAGGCAUCGAGCGUGUCAGGAUGCCUGGGUUCCUUCUCUCUCUCCCUUCUGACAGCAGGUGCAUCUUUUUUCUGCAGAUGUUUUGCACACGACUUUAACAAUCCCUUGCUCAUCUCUCCUAGUGACUCUUUGUCAGAGGUGGUGGUUAAGGACAUGAAAGGCAGCCAGCUACCACAGUGGGCGUGGAACCCAGCUGUUCUGGGCUCCCAUCUCACCCCACGAAACCACUACGCCCUGCCGUGCCCUUCUUCGCAAGAGAACCCAGGAGUCCUGGCAUCCUGAAAAGAAGACAGGAGGUUUUUCUUCCUUUGGACACCAGUAAAACAUUGUUAACUUUCCUUCUGCCUAUGAAAUGCCAAAUUAGAAAAAACUAACUGGUUGCGCACUCAUAUUUUUCCACAAUCAGAUGAAAGGGGCUUUGUGUCAGAGGGCAGGUGUAGGGGUUAUGAGUUUAAUUGUUAUGAUUAUCUUAUUAUUCUACCUAUUUUUAGUUAAAAAGGCAAGAGAUGGCUUCUGUUCUCCUUCCGCCUUCCUCACGUUUUGUGUCCAGCACUGUCUCAUGUCGUCAUAUGUACAGAAACUAAAUAAACACAAAACCUCAUUGAUGACCCUCCAUAAAUAUGAACAUAUAUAUAUAUAAAUAUAUAUAUAUAUAUAAUUUUUUUUUGUAAAACCAACUAUAUAUAUAUCUAUAUAUAUGUAUAGACUCCAGGAGAGACUUGAGAGAUUAAACUAUGUUCUUCUAUUGGGGAAAGGUUGGUUCUUUCGUACAGAAAGGGAAUGGGGAAGUAUGGUCUUUUUAUCUCCUUUGGAGAGGUUCCUUGUCUUUUAAAUUUUCCAUGUAACAGUGUUGCUGAGAACUCGGGGUGGGGGGGAAUGGGUUUGACCGAAGAUUUUUUUCAAAAGGAUGUUUACAGUUGUAUACUACGAGCAAUGAGGAAUAAAGAAAGACAGGAUUUUA